This is a messenger RNA of Sclerotinia borealis F-4128, 2715 nucleotides long. NCBI's taxonomy places the organism in Eukaryota, Fungi, Ascomycota, Leotiomycetes, Helotiales, Sclerotiniaceae. The record is from the annotation of a GenBank genome assembly.
AUGUUUGAUGCACCCAUGCCCACAUCUGAACCACAAAGUGGAAUGCAAGACCCACGAUAUUAUCGUGAGAUUUUCGACGGAAAGCCCUGCACUUCGAGGAUAUAUAAACCCCACCGUCAAAAAACUCGACGACUUCCUACCAAAACUCCGAUAAAACAUCAACUUCUCCAAAGGACGGGGGAGGAAAUGACGGGUGGAAUGGGAUCAGGGACACAAAUACCAUUUGAUCUUAUAGACAGACAGACAUUGUGCUUGCCAGACUUCUCCGAGGAUACCAUACUGCAUAGUGGCGAUGAAGGCUUUUCAGAACUAUUGGGUCGAUAUUUUCCUGCUGCGGAAAGCAAUGCUUCGGAACGCUUGGUUCAAUUGAAGGCUCAACUUCGCAAAGCCGACACCUACGACUUCUGGAGACUGCUGAUGGAGGAAAUGUGCGAUAUAACAGGAGCUCAAUGUGGAUUGGUUGCUAAACGAAUGUUGGUGGACGAUCAGGACACCGCUGUUGAACUUCCAGAACUUGGGGAAGAAGGCUCAUGUCUGAUGGGUGUUGCUUUCUAUACCAAAAGUGGAGGUAAGGAAUCUAAACUUGAAAGGGAUUAUAAAUAUACAGCUUUUGGUACACCUUGCGCUUAUAUGAAAUACGACAAAGUGGUCAUUGUACCAGAGAGAAUGAAGGAGGUUGCACCUAACAAUCCAAAUAUCAUGCCAUGGGGUCAAUCAGAGGCCUUUAUUGGUGUACCGUUAUUUGUGGAAGACAAAUCUUUUGCUCACUUUACAUUAAUAUGGUCCGAAGAGGGCGCUCAAAAGAGGAGGCUAAGUUGGAGUUUCAUAGAAAUGUUCAUGCAUUCCCUCGAAGACAUGAUUCUUCAGCGUAUAGUGGAGGGACUGGGCUUCGCUAAGGGAAGUAAUUUCCCAGAGUCUAAUUCGGCAAAGAUCAUACCUCUCUCUGCUAUCACCGCUUCACAGUCACUUAAACCAUAUGCUCGAAGCCUGUCGCACGAACUAAGGACGCCUAUGCAGGGAGUGGUGGGGAUGCUGGACAUCAUGUACUCAACCAUACUUGAUGCUAUUGUAAAUGAAGAGAAUGAGCGGGUUCGAUCUGUCUUUGCAGAUCUGAAGGCCAAUGUUGAGAUUGUGCAAGAAAGCUCUAGAAGAGCGAUAGAAGCAGCCGAUAAUGUCGUCCACGCAUAUGAUCUCAACAUGCAAAUGCCAGAUGUUCCUUUAACGCCUGAAGAUGACCGAAAGAAAUCUUUUGCACUCAUCAUGCCAACUUAUUCCCCACCUGGCGAUGGCCAUUUACGAAAGGCAUUUUCUUCUCCAAUCUUGGUGAAAAGAAGGCGUCCUGAAGACCUCGAGCUCAAUUUAGAAUCUCCUCCGAAGCGUAUGUCCACUUUCUUAGAGCGAGAAAUUUCACAUCAUUUACAGGACAUCGGUUCCACGAUAGUUUCUACAGAAAUUUUCAGCCCUGAGAUGGUUCUUCAGUCUCCAGUCUCAGCAAUAAUUUCAGAAGUACAAACGAAGUCAAAUGGUUUUCCUUUCGACUCAAACCCCAGUCCGCUUACAUCCCCGGCUUCCAUGAAUCCAACCCACCAGCGUAUCGUCACUCGCGAUUUUAUGCGAAAUCUCAUUAGUGAUGCUCUUACAAGCGACCAUUCAUAUAGCGAACACCCUACGACAACGGACUCCAGCGAGAUAAUCGAAGUGAAGACACAAAGCUCAAGGGGCGAAAUACAAGAGCGUCUAAUCGAAUUGGUGAUCCAACCUGAUGUUCCCGAGGCCAUCCUUACCGAAGAGCAGCAUUUGCAAUUCUCGAUUUCAAAGGUCAUCGAUAAUGCUAUCAAAUUUACAGAUGAAGGCAGCAUUACCAUAACGGUCAGCCUCAAUAAUACUGGACACAUGGUUGAGAUAUGGGUGGUUGAUACAGGAUGCGGCAUUACCGAAGAAUCAAAAUCCCGUCUAUUCGAGCCACAUUUCCAAGAAAACGCCUCGAUCAGCCGCGCGAAAGAUGGACUAGGACUUAGUCUGUUUAAUGCUAAAGCUCGUGUGAGGAAAUACCUAGGUGGCGAUGUCACAUUGGAAAGAUCUGCAACGGAUGGUCCGACUAAAGGAUCAGAAUUCCUGAUACGUCUCCCGAUCUCAGCUCUGGAUAUGAAAAGGGCCGUGACUCCCCUCGUAGGCUCAUCGCCUAGUCAUCCACGAAUCACUCGGGACGCCGUGAUACCUUCUUACGCAAACGUUCCAACGAAGAAUUCACGCCGAAGAGGAAUUCCCAACGCUAACCUCGCCAAAGAUUAUCCCCUCAAUUUCCUCGUUGCAGAAGACAACGUAAUCAAUCGAAAUGUAGCCUUCACAGCUCUCAGCAGGCUCGGCUACAGCGCAAAUAACAUUACACUGGCGUUUGAUGGAGCAGAUGCUGUUCGUUCUUACAAAGCCUCCUUAUCGAAACCAUCUGGUCGCUAUAACAUCAUUUUGAUGGACAUAUGGAUGCCGAAUAUGGAUGGCUACCAAGCCACAAAAGAGAUCUUGAAAUUGGCUGAAGCUCAUGGGGAGACUGCAACGAUUGUGGCGGUUACAGCUGAUAUCACAGACGACUGUUCGAUUAGGGCGAAGGAAGCGGGUAUGCAAAGUUUCUUAGCAAAGCCGUAUAGGGUUAUUGAUAUCGAGAGACUCAUUAUUGGGAACUUUCAGCAGGAGCUAUUCUGCUGUUCAGAAUACUGA